AUGAAGCGAAUGCUGCGACUUGUGACCUGGAAUGUUAAUGGACUGCGUGCCAUAUUACAGCGUCUAGGGCAGAAUCUACAGCAGUUUUUAGAAAGCCUUGAUGCUGAAAUCAUUUGUUUACAAGAGACAAAAUUAACUCGCUCCGAGCUUGAUCAGGAAUUGGUCCGACCUUUAGGUUUUGAUGCCUUUUACUCGUUCUGUCGACAACGAGGUGGAUAUUCCGGUGUAGUGACGUUCGUCAAGAAUGAUGUACCAACUGUAGCAGCUGAGGAAGGACUGACAGGUCUUUGGCAGACGAAAGAUAGUGUGGGGCACAUUGGAUCCCUGCAUCACGAGCUUUCGAUGAAACUGGUGCACAAAUUAGAGUCCGAGGGACGUUGUGUCAUAACCGACCACCAAGCAUUUGUGCUCGUUAACACUUACUGUCCAGCUUUAGCAUCUGCAGAUCGGUUGGAAUACAAACUUCAAUUUCAUGCAUUGCUGGAAGAUAGGGUGAAGGCUUUGCGUAAAGCGAACAAGCGUGUCGUCGUCGUGGGUGACAUCAAUGUUUCGCACCGGGAGAUUGAUCAUUGUGAUCCUGAUGGUGGUCGAUCUGAUGGUAAUUCUUUUGCCGAUCAUCCGUUUAGAAGGUGGAUGGACUCUUUCCUCGGACUGUCAGAAGAGAUGGAGAAGUUAGCUCCUUGCGAACGAAAUCGUGACAGAUUGACAAGUGAAACAUCCACUGGUGAAAUGGUCGACACUUUUCGGCAUCUGCACCCUGAUCAUACCAAAGCUUUUACGUGCUGGAGCACAGUAACAGGAGCACGCCAAACAAAUUACGGAACCCGGAUCGACUAUAUUUUGGUAGAUGCCGUAUUUCUUGCUUGUGUAUCCUCUUGCAGAAUCGAAGCAGAACGCCUUGGAUCUGAUCAUUGCCCAGUGAUUAUGUCUUGCACCGUAGAGCUCGAAUCUGAUUCAGGCACGAACUUUGCUGCUCCUGCACUUUGUGCCAAGAAUUUUGUGGACUUCUCAGGCACGCAGCAGAGUAUCAAGGCGUUUGUCGUACGGAGUCAACCUGCAACUGAUAACCAAGAUGUUGUAAAAGGCUCAGCAUAUUCGGUAGCAUCUUCAGGAUCCUUGGGUGAACAUCGGCCCAAAACGAGAACAAGUCGCGGCCAACAGUCUAUUACUUCGUACUUCAGUAAUGGAGCAGCGAAACGAAAGGCGGCUUCACCUGGUAAAUAUUCCUGGACAGAUGAUGAAGACUCACGUGUAUACCAAAUGCUUUCAGAGAAAUCAGCAAAGGGCAAACUUGCUGAAGAAGGGAAACUAAAAUGGCAGCAGGUGCUUAGUGGCCGACCGCCACCAACUCCUAUGUGCUAUUGCGGCCAGCCCACUGUACUUCGAUCAGUGAUGAAGGCAAACGACAAUAGGGGCCGCAAGUUUUACGUCUGUACUAAACCUGCGGGUGAGAAGGGCCAUCCCGACGCUAGGUGUGAUUUCUUCAAGUGGGCUGAUAGUAGAGGCGCCAAGAAGCCGAAGGUCCAGUAG
Molecule: messenger RNA, 1530 nt
Organism: Peronospora farinosa
Lineage: Eukaryota; Oomycota; Peronosporomycetes; Peronosporales; Peronosporaceae
Source: the annotation of a GenBank genome assembly